AUGAGAAGUAUUUUAUGGAUUUGGUGGCUUUUGGUUGGAAAUUGGAUUGAGAGAAGUGAUGGAUUCCUGUGGACACUGUUUGGAGGCAACAACUGUAACUGCUGUCGAUGCCCAUCUCCACCUCGAUUCCAACCGCAACCCAAUUUCCCUACCCUCAUCCCUCAGUAUCAAAGUUCAUAUGCCUACUCCUACUCACCUCAUCCUAUUGCUCCAAUCGUCUAUGCUCAAAGUCCAACUCCCAUGUACUCUGCUCCUCUAUUCACGACUACUGCUAGCUAUCGGGGACCACCAGCGGCUGCUCCGACAAGUCAAGAGCAACUUUAUCAGGAGAGGAAAUACUCGACGAAUCAAGUGGCUUAUCAUUCAGAAUCCCGCCCCGUCAGUGUCUCCCAAUCAGACUACGGAAAUCAAGCGAUGAGUCAGUUGGAAGAUGAAUUGGCAGCCGAAAAAUACAAGUACAAUUUACAAAAAGCUGCUGAAAAGGAGAGAGAAGAGAAGAAACAGCAACAGAAGAUUCGAGUUUUCAAGAUGAAACCACAUAAAUCAUCGAGAGUCAACAUGGGAAUGGUCGAGUGGCAAGCAUCGCAGGUCGCCAAGUACACAAACGAGAAAGCAAUCGACAAGUUUAUCGAAGCGACAUCUGAUACAAAUGGAUUGAAUGAAAAUGAGAGUUUGGAAGAAUUCAUUCCGAUUGAAAUUGGAUCUGAGCCUGAGUUUGCAGAUGAAGAACCUGCAGGACCACCUCCAAAUGUUCGGAACCGGAUUGUGUUUUUCACUUAUCAUCUGAUUGCAAUCAAAAAUAACGAUACCCUACUCAAGUACAAUCUGAUUCUCUCCACGUCUCCCGAUUCUCCAUUUCUCAUCCCGUCAUGA
Messenger RNA from Caenorhabditis remanei, 873 nucleotides. RefSeq lists its product as uncharacterized. The transcript has 5 exons. The coding region runs from base 1 to 873 and encodes 290 amino acids. The record is from RefSeq and is a predicted model, not a curated record. Lineage: Eukaryota; Metazoa; Nematoda; Chromadorea; Rhabditida; Rhabditidae.